AAAAUGGCGUAUCUCCAAUGACAAUAUGUUGGCUUUUUAAUGAUUUGAUCUAAACUUAGGUUGUGUAAAGUUUCAAUGAAAAGCUCAUUUAUGUUCUUAAGGUUAUAGUGUUUAUCUAUGAUAAUGUGUAUAGACAUUAAAAAUAAACCAAGAAGCUAGCUCUAAGUGAUAGCAAACAUGGAAUACAAUUUUACUUUUGAACUAAAAAAUGUAAUUAAAAAAGAAAUGGAGGAAGACAUUUUGUCAGCCCCAACAUCUGAAGAAGAAUCUCCUAAGUUGUCUUGGAUGUCACACUGCGAGCCAAACCUUUCUCUUGAUCAGAGAAAUGGGAUGAAAGAAGAAAGGAAUGACACAAUGUUUACACCAGAAGUUCCAGGAGAAGAAACAGACAAGUUGAAUUCAUUGUCAGACUUGAAACAGGACAUCAGUUAUGAAAUGAGAGAAACACCAAAUCUUAAACAUUUCCAGAUGCAGUUUGAAAAACUUGAGCAAGAAAAAACUUUUUUCAAAGAAGAUAAAAAACAUAAUAAAGACAAUAAAUGUCCAACAUGCCUGAAAGUAUUUCCAACAUCUUCAAAAUUAAAGAGACAUUGGCGAGUCCAUACAGGUGAAAAACCAUUUCAAUGUCAAAUAUGUUUGAAAGCUUUUUCUGAGUUAUCAAGUGUAAGAAAACAUCAAAAGGUCCAUACAGGUGAAAAGCCAUUUAAAUGUCAAAUAUGUCUGAAAUUAUUUUCAACACCUUCAAAAUUAAAGACACAUCGUCGAGUUCAUACAGGUGAAAAACCAUUUCAAUGUCAAAUAUGUCUAAAAUUAUUUUCAACAUCUUCAAAAUUAAAGAUACAUGGUCGAGUUCAUACAGGUGAAAAACCAUUUCAAUGUCAAAUAUGUUUGAAAGCUUUUUCUGUGUUCUCAAAUGUAAGAAAACAUCAAAAGGUUCAUACAGGUGAAAAACCAUUUCAAUGUCAAAUAUGUCUGAAAUUAUUUUCAACAUCUCCAGAAUUAAAGAUACAUCAUCGAGUUCAUACAGGUGAAAAACCAUUUCAAUGUCAAAUAUGUUUGAAAGCUUUUUCUCGGUCAUCAAGUUUAAAACAACAUCAAAUGACUCAUACAUGCAAAAAACCAUUUCAAUGUCAAAUAUGUUUGAAAGCUUUUUCUCAGUCAUCAACUUUAAAGCGACAUCAAAAGAUCCAUGCAUGCAAAAAACCAUUUCAAUGUCAAAUAUGUUUGAAAGCUUUUUCUCGGUCAUCAAGUUUAAAACAACAUCAAAUGACUCAUACAUGCAAAAAACCAUUUCAAUGUCAAAUAUGUUUGAAAGCUUUUUCUCAGUCAUCAAGUUUAAAACAACAUCAAACUGUCCAUACAUGUGAAAAACCAUUUCAAUGUCAAAUAUGUUUGAAAGCUUUUUCUCAGUCAUCAAAUUUAAAACAACAUCAAAUGGUCCAUACCUGCCAAAAACCAUUUAUUUGUCAAAUAUGUUUGAAAGCUUUUUCUCAGUCUUCAAAUUUAAAAAGACAUCAGGUGGUCCAUACAGGUAUAGAACAAUAUAAAUGUCAAAUAUGUCAGGAAUUAUUUUCUCAGUCUUCAAGUUUUAAACAACACCUUCAGAUUCAUAACGGUGAAAAACUAUUUCAAUGUCGAAAAUGUCAGAGAACAUUUUCUUACAGAUCAGAUGUUCAUAGCCAAAACUCAAAAGAGAAACUUAAAUGUCUGACAUGUAAUGCCAUUUUGUUUAGCAAGUUAACAUUAUCAAUACACCUGGAGAGUCAAGUUAAUGGAAAACAAUUCAAAUGUAUUCUUUGCAAUAACAAUUUCUUAUCCCUGCGAGAUAUAAGAAAUCAUUUAAUGAUACACAUUAAAGAAUGCCUUUGAAAUGUGUACUUAGUAAUACAAGUUUUUGUAAUGUUGAACUACUAGAAAAACAUGUUUGUUGGCUGAAAUGUGAAUGCUCAAAAUAAAUGUUCUAUAAUUGUUUUGAUGUCAUCAUAACUUUAAUGGGGAUAUAACUAAUUCAAUUUUAAA
Molecule: messenger RNA, 2019 nt
Organism: Biomphalaria glabrata
Lineage: Eukaryota; Metazoa; Mollusca; Gastropoda; Planorbidae
Product: zinc finger protein 883-like
Exons: 3
Coding region: 178-1869 (563 amino acids)
Biological process (GO): regulation of transcription by RNA polymerase II; central nervous system development
Cellular component (GO): nucleus
Molecular function (GO): RNA polymerase II cis-regulatory region sequence-specific DNA binding; DNA-binding transcription factor activity, RNA polymerase II-specific
Source: RefSeq, a predicted model, not a curated record